AUGGUUAAGCAGGAAGAAACACUGCUGUAUGUGACUUCCAGCUCCGUACCCGCCUCUUGGAAGCACGUUGGGUCAAGUCCAGUCACUUCGGCUGCUGUCCCUGUUCCACCUCCGCCACCGCCUCCACCACCACCGCCACUGCCUCCUCCAGGUGUACAACAGAGUCUGUCUGCAAUUGAGCUCAUUAAAGAAAGGAAAAACAAAAAAACCAACCCUGGACAGAAUCCGUCAGAAAACGGGCCAAAGAAGUCUGAAAUACCAAACAUGCUAGAAAUCCUCAAAGACAUGAACAGUGUGAAACUACGCUCAGUGAAAAGAUCAUCAGAAGGUACAAAAUCUAAAGCAGCUGAUCCUACAGAUCCUGCAGCAUUAAUAGCAGAAGCGCUCAAAAAGAAAUUUGCUUAUCGAUACCGAAGUGACAGCCAAAGUGAAACAGAAAAAAUGAUCCCAAAGACUGAAACAAAGACCAAGACCGAGGUCACGCUGUUUGGACCGCACAUGCUGAAGUCUACAGGAAAAAUGAAGACUUUAAUUGAAAAAUCUUAA
Messenger RNA from Apaloderma vittatum (bar-tailed trogon), 546 nucleotides. RefSeq names its product mitochondrial fission regulator 1-like. The record is from RefSeq and is a predicted model, not a curated record. Gene Ontology annotation, biological process: mitochondrial fission; aerobic respiration. Bases 1 to 546 code for a protein of 181 amino acids. Gene Ontology annotation, cellular component: mitochondrion. NCBI's taxonomy places the organism in Eukaryota, Metazoa, Chordata, Aves, Trogoniformes, Trogonidae. The transcript has 4 exons.